AGACCACUUGUUUGGCAUCGCACUACUAUGACAUUCCGCAAUGAUGAAAGGAGAGGAAAAUUUUAAGGUUUUACGCGGGCGUAACGUAAAGUCCUCUAGAGAGAGAGAGAGUAGAGAGAAACAGCAAAGCUGAGAGCGAAAACAAAUGGCCAUGGCGGGUCUCUACCGGAGGGUCCUUCCCUCUCCUCCGGCCAUCGAUUUCGCUUCUUCCGAAGGGAAGCAACUUUUCAUUGAAGCCAUUCAAAGUGGAACCAUGGAAGGUUUCUACAAGUUAAUUUCCUACUUUCAGACACAAUCAGAGCCUGCAUAUUGUGGAUUGGCUACCCUUUCCAUGGUCUUGAAUGCCCUUGCCAUUGAUCCAGGAAGAAAAUGGAAAGGACCUUGGAGAUGGUUUGAUGAAACUAUGCUCGACUGCUGUGAACCUUUGGAAAAAGUUAAAGCUGAUGGUAUCUCAUUUGGGAAGGUUGUCUGCUUGGCUCACUGUGCUGGGGCAAAGGUUGAUGCUUUUCGGACAAAUCAAAGCACCAUUGAAGAAUUUCGUAAGUAUGUGAUGGCGUGUUCCACUUCUGAUGAUUGUCAUGUGAUUUCAUCAUAUCACAGAGGAACUUUCAAACAGACGGGAACUGGUCAUUUUUCACCUAUUGGUGGUUAUCAUGCUGGAAGGGACAUGGCACUUAUUUUGGAUGUUGCACGCUUUAAGUACCCUCCUCACUGGGUUCCACUCCCACUUCUUUGGGAGGCCAUGGAUAAUAUUGAUGAAACAACCGGGCAUCGUAGAGGGUUCAUGCUUAUAUCUAGGCCACGAAGAGCGCCAGCGCUGCUUUAUACCUUGAGCUGUAAACAUGAGAGUUGGGUCAGUACCGCUAAGUAUUUAAUGGAUGAUGUUCCUGUUCUCUUAAGGUCAGAUAAUGUGAAAGAUAUUGAUAAAGUUCUCAAUGUCGUUUUUACGUCUCUCCCUUCAAAGUUCGGGGAGUUCAUCAAGUGGAUUGCAGAAGUUCGGAGACAAGAGGAUGGUGGUCAAAAUCUAAGCCAAGAGGAGAAAGGAAGGCUUGCUUUCAAGGCAGAGGUUUUGAAUCAAGUACAGGAGGUUGGCCUUUUUAAACAUGUAACAAAGUAUUUAUCUUCAGGAAAUUCAUGUUGCACAAAGCUACCAUUUUCAGGCCAUAAGGACAAUUUGCCUGACAUUGCGGCAAGUGUCUGUUGCCAAGGGGCAGAGUUUUUGGCUGGGAAGUAUGUAUCCUCUAAUGGGUUUUGCUGUAGAGAAACUUGUGUGAAAUGCUUCAAAGCCAAUGGUGAUAAGCCCAUUACGGUUGUCUCUGGGACAGUGGUUAAUGGUAACAGUGAGCAAGGGGUUGAUGUGCUGGUUCCUUCAUUUCCAACAAAAGUGGGUUGCUGUGGCUCUGGAAGUAAUUGCACCGGAAUUCACCCUGCAGGUGAUGAUGUUUUAACAGCACUUUUGUUAGCCUUGCCUUUAGACACAUGGUCUGGUAUCAAAGACGAGAAGCUGCUGCAGGAAAUGUAUAGACUUGUUUCAACUGAAAAUCUUCCCACUUUGCUUCAAGAAGAGGUUUUGCACUUGCGGGGUCAGCUUCUUGUUCUCAAGAGAUGCCAAGAUAAUAAGGUUUAUCAAGAAAUAAGAGGUGUCCCUCAAAGGUCGAAUCUACAAGGAACCAGGAGUUGCCUCCCACAGAUAAGGAACCACUACAUGCUAACAUAUUGGAAGAGGAACUGCCUUUGAUGUUAUACAUCAGCUCAACUACAAACUUCAUGUCUGGUCCGAGGGUUAAAGCUUCUGGAUUAUUAAGCCUAUGGGCUAUGGCUCGCUCACAAUUAGGUUUGUGGAAGGAGAUAUUUGUUAAUUCAGUGCAUAUAUUUUAUCAGAUUAACACUCAUGUUGGUUCUUCAUACUCUUCUCUUAGUUGUUGGGACUUCCCAAUGUAUGUUUUUUUUUCCCAGUCGGGUAUGAGAAUAUUUUUAUGUUUUAGUAAUUUUGACACAGUUUGAGGCAA
Messenger RNA from Vitis riparia (riverbank grape), 2009 nucleotides. Its product is annotated as glutathione gamma-glutamylcysteinyltransferase 1-like. Gene Ontology annotation, molecular function: metal ion binding; glutathione gamma-glutamylcysteinyltransferase activity. Gene Ontology annotation, biological process: phytochelatin biosynthetic process; detoxification of copper ion; response to metal ion. Lineage: Eukaryota; Viridiplantae; Streptophyta; Magnoliopsida; Vitales; Vitaceae. The coding region runs from base 146 to 1738 and encodes 530 amino acids. The transcript has 9 exons. The record is from RefSeq and is a predicted model, not a curated record.